This is a messenger RNA of Neltuma alba, 534 nucleotides long. Its product is annotated as nuclear transcription factor Y subunit B-9-like. The coding region runs from base 1 to 534 and encodes 177 amino acids. The record is from RefSeq and is a predicted model, not a curated record. The transcript is spliced from 2 exons. Gene Ontology annotation, biological process: regulation of transcription by RNA polymerase II. NCBI's taxonomy places the organism in Eukaryota, Viridiplantae, Streptophyta, Magnoliopsida, Fabales, Fabaceae. Gene Ontology annotation, molecular function: protein heterodimerization activity; RNA polymerase II cis-regulatory region sequence-specific DNA binding; DNA-binding transcription activator activity, RNA polymerase II-specific. Gene Ontology annotation, cellular component: CCAAT-binding factor complex.
AUGGAAGGUUCAGGAAGUCCCUUCUUUCCCCCUGCAGGCCACCACCACCACCACCAACAACCCGCAAGCUCCGGUGGUUUGAAUCUCUCGGGCGCAGCGAACCCUGCCGGACACGGCGGAGCUCCGGUCAACUCAGACCAGGAUCAGCAGCAGCAGCAGCCCGCGCAGCGCUCGGUGAUGAGAGAACAGGACCAGUACAUGCCGAUCGCAAACGUUAUCAGAAUCAUGCGUCGGGUCCUUCCGUCGCAUGCUAAGAUCUCCGACGAAGCCAAAGAGACGGUCCAGGAGUGUGUCUCCGAGUACAUAAGCUUCAUCACCAGCGAGGCCAACCAGCGUUGCCGGCAGGAGCAGCGCAAGACGGUGACGGCGGACGACGUGCUUUGGGCUAUGGAGAAGCUGGGCUUCGACGACUACGUCGGGCCUCUUCACUCUACCUCCAUCGUUACCGUAAUGGUGGCGGUGGUUCCGGUAGUUCCAGUGGCCACUAUGUCCCACGGGGACAGCAAGUGCAGGCUUCGGAGCUCGCACCAAUAA